AGACCCUGCUUGUAUGCCCGCUAUUAAGGUUGAUCCAGUUGGGAGACAUGAGAGAUGUCUUAGUAUUGGCCCCAUACUGUGGAAAAUUCUGCCCACUAAGAUGAAGCACUCAAAGCGAAGCCAUUGCUCUGAAUGGGAGAAGAGAAAGAGUGUGGAUGAAGAAAAGAGCACCAAUAGCCAAAAGAGCAGGAGGAGGUCUCACAGCAGUGAAAGAGAUCACAAAUGCUAUAAAUCACUUAAACCUGCAGACAGUAGUUCCUUCGAUGAUAGCUCCACACAUGAGAGAGACCGUCAUGACCGGAGAUACGUUGAGGAAUAUAGAAAUUACUUCUGUGAAGUAGAUGACCAGAAGCAUUAUCACAGAGAUUAUGAAAAGAGUCACCACCAUCAUUAUAGCAAAUCCUCUGGUCAAAGCAGAAAAACUAGUCAUAAAAGAAAGCAUAAGAAACAGGACGCUAGUUACAGCUCACAUUCGAAGAGCCACCGAAGGAAAAGAUCCAGGAGUGUAGAGGAGGAGGAGGGUCAUCUGAUCUGUCAAAGUGGAGACGUACUAAGAGCAAGAUAUGAAAUUAUUGCUACUUUAGGGGAGGGUGCUUUUGGAAAAGUGGUAGAAUGCAUUGAUCACCACAUGAGAGCAAUGCAUGUAGCUAUAAAAAUUGUGAAAAAUGUUGGUAGAUACAGAGAAGCAGCUCGUUCAGAAAUUCAGAUACUGGAGCAUUUAAAUAGCUUGGAUCCUGACAGUACAUUCCGUUGUGUACAGAUGCUGGAAUGGUUUGAACAUCAUGGCCAUGUUUGCAUUGUGUUUGAGCUACUGGGACUCAGUACCUAUGAUUUUAUUAAAGAAAAUAGUUUCCUGCCUUUUCCUAUUGAACUUAUUAGGAAGAUGGCUUAUCAGAUUUGUCAAUCUAUAAACUUCUUGCACCACAAUAAGUUGACUCAUACAGAUCUGAAACCUGAAAAUAUUUUAUUUGUAGAGUCCGAUUAUGUAUUAAAGUACAAUUCUAAUGUGAAGCAGGAUGAGCGCACACUGAAAAACUCAGAUAUUAAAGUCGUAGACUUUGGAAGUGCAACAUAUGAUAAUGACCAUCACAGCACUUUAGUGUCUACAAGACAUUACAGAGCACCUGAAGUUAUAUUAGCACUUGGGUGGUCACAGCCCUGUGAUGUCUGGAGUAUAGGAUGCAUCCUGAUUGAAUAUUACCUUGGUUUUACUGUCUUUCAGACACAUGAUAGUAAGGAACAUCUGGCAAUGAUGGAGAGGAUACUAGGGCCUUUACCAGUGCACAUGAUUAAAAAAUCAAGGAAACAUUAUUUCCAUCAUGACCAAUUGGAUUGGGAUGAACAUAGUUCUGCAGGUCGCUAUGUUAGGAGACGAUGUAAGCCACUAAAGGAAUUCAUGCAUUGCCAUGAUAAAGACCAUGAAAAUCUUUUUGACCUUAUUCGUCGCAUGUUGGAGUAUGAUCCAGCCAAGAGAAUUACUCUAGAUGAAGCAUUGGAGCAUUGUUUCUUUGAUGACAGAGAACUGAGUUGAUCUGUUCCUUAAGGAUGUGAUAAGGACUGUGUCAGUCAGCACCUAGUUUGAGGCGUUGGAAGUAAUUUAUUUUGUAUAUUUGAUUCUGUAAAUAUAAUCCUGCAUUUUUGUUGAUGCUGUGUCUAACUUGUUGAACAGUUAUGGUUUUGAUCAUGUAAACAUUAAACUUUUUCAUUUUUA
Elgaria multicarinata webbii is the source of this 1711-nucleotide messenger RNA. RefSeq names its product CDC like kinase 4 (gene CLK4). Gene Ontology annotation, molecular function: ATP binding; protein tyrosine kinase activity; protein serine/threonine kinase activity. The record is from RefSeq and is a predicted model, not a curated record. The coding region runs from base 14 to 1531 and encodes 505 amino acids. Gene Ontology annotation, cellular component: nucleus. Gene Ontology annotation, biological process: regulation of RNA splicing; peptidyl-tyrosine phosphorylation. The transcript has 13 exons. NCBI's taxonomy places the organism in Eukaryota, Metazoa, Chordata, Lepidosauria, Squamata, Anguidae.